AUGGUCGUCAACAGGUGUUUGUUGUGUAUUUGCGUACUGUUCGGUGUUACACGCGCUUUCCAUUACUCCAUCAAUCCACCUAACAACGCUUUCUUUCUCACUUCACCGAGCACAAAUGACGCUAAUAUCACCCAUCAGACGUUGUAUCUUCAUGACGACUGCCCAUAUUCCACCGAUCAACACAUUACCGUCACUACGGGCAGUAGAGCGGAAAGCACUCGCUUGUUGCCGUCGAUUGUAAACCUACAUUGUGCUGUAACUGUGAAACUUGUACAAGAUGUGGUGAAAUUGGAUCGACCCCAUGUGGAUGUGCUGGCAUUGGCCGAUUUACCCUUGCUGUCGUUCCUCAAGCAAUCCGCCUGCGUUACUGUUCAAGUUACCAGUCCGACGGCUGAUACAGUUUCGUCCUCAUGUCAUCUCUCACCAUUCGAAGAGAAUAAACAUAAUUGUCUAAUAAGACUACAAAUACCGUACACAUGGUUUGGUGCUGUGGGACGUAACACAACUGCUAGACAGGUUUUAUCCAUGUCACAUACCGUAUCGUCCACGUGCAAUGUGCCGUUUUAUGAUCGGCCUCAAACCCCGCUCAGUCUUCUGCCAUUUAUCGAAAAUGCUCAAGCCCAUACCCUUGUCAAGGAUGAGGAAGUGGAUCUUUCAUUACUAUCCCGGGCGAACUUGUCUUUCGCAUUGAAUUCGCUCAACUCAUUGUUCGUUCACCUCUCUUACAAUACUACGGAAACAGCACUGGAAAAAAUUGAAAUAAGACUGUGGUUGGAUGCUCGUUUCGAUCUGCUCAACGUUUCGCCGCUGGCCAGCGACGUCUGGCCGCUACGAGUUGUGUCCGCUGCACGACCGCUUUUCUACACGUCGUUUAUAUGCCGAAGGAAAGGCAAAGCAACUAGCUGGGACGGCUAUGUGUUUGCACUUCUGCUACGAAUGCGUGGUUCAAUCGCGGAAAACAAGAGGUUGAUGAAAAAUGAGGAAGGAGAUGAGGCCGUUUUACAUUGGGAAAUACGACGAAGCGGGGGGAAUGGGACUCAGGAACUCAUCCAUAAAGUUGCCACAAAGUUCCGUGUUGUGCCUGAUUCUAUCUAUGCGCUUGUGCCAGUCGCUAAGAACACGGAUCUCAUCAAUACCGGAGUGCUUUCCGGGCAGCAAAGUGCCACAUCGAUGCGUGUGUUCACCGCCUCGUUGGGUGGUGUGAUCCGGGAUGUGACCUCACGUUCUCAUUGCAUCUCAGCCGAGUCCAGAGUAUUGAAGACAAGUCCUACCUGUACAUCGGUUUAUGUUGAUGGAUCUGAGCUGCGUGGUAUGCAGAAUAUGAAAAUUCACGUGCAUUUCGAGAAGUGGACCACUUUUAUAACAUAUACAGUUUGGUAUCCUCGGCUACCGAUUACGCUUUGGCUACGCGAUUCGGUACUGAAUUCAAUUACGGGAUGGCCUAUUACCGUAUGGAAAAGUCUAGAAGGUGAACGAUAUCAUAAAGGAGCAGCGAAACAGUUUGCUUGUGGAAAUCGCUAUCAACAGAGCGAGCUACGAGUUUUCGCCUCUUUUCAAGUGAGCGAUGAACGAACCGGUGAGAGAAUGUAUCUGAGCGGACAUCGUGACGUUAUGUUUGAUGUCACAUCGUUAGCCGCUGAUAGUAUUGUAAGCAGUGAUCGAGCAAUAGUCACUGUGCGAAAUUACAACAAUCGUGUGAUUGUGCAAGCAGUUCAGCCCGGUGAAACACGAAUUGUCGUCAAAGCUCAAGCACCGAAUAUCGAUUUUGGUAGCACGACAGUGAUGGUUACCGCCGAAGAGGUGACAAUCAAUCGUCUUACAGCACUUCCGGUUAUCGAAAUGAUUCUGAACGUUGAGCCAAGUGCUGGAAAAAGAGCACAAUAUGAUGUGGUCACAGCUUUGGAGACAAGUUUUCAGCAUCGAUAUCAGCACGGCAGCUUCUUCUACCAAUUGUUCUACUCGGACGACAGUAUGGAGUUUUUGGAUGAUGUUACCGUAACUGAUUUCAAUCUCUCAUCACAAAGUUCCGACGAACGAGUUCUAGCGUUAGCUCAUAAAGUUCAAAAUGGAGUGGAUAUAAUUGCUCUGGAUGAUAUAUCCGAUCCAUAUAUCCAGUUGGAGUUACGCCCACCUGCUCAUUGUACUGACAUAGAUGCUGCUCCUCUAGCAAUAAUUCAAGUGCCGAUGCGAGUUCAAUUUGAUGGGGUUGACUCCAGCCGUCUGGCAGUCGCAAGGUUUCCAAUAAACGUUACCGUCUCCACUCCACCAUCGGAUGAUACGUCAAUCUGGCGAACGGACACUAUUCUUGCAGCAGUACUUGUAAUGCUACUUCUCGCAGGAAUACUGAGAUUUUUCUCAAAAAGAGCUACGAGCUUCAGAGGAUAUGAAAAAUUGGUCGCACCACUACUGUCUCGGCUGUCCUCCUCGUCUAGUGGUGGUGGCCGAGAUGAAGACUCUAAGGAAUGGGUAUGGUUGGGGAAAUCAAGGAAUGACACGAGUAGUAUCGGUUCGCGAUAUUCUCAGAAGUCCACCGUCCACGUUGCCGAACAGUCGUCACCGUCGUACGACGAGAACACACAGACGAGCAUCUCUUAUCGCGGUUCCGAAAUCAGUGUAUUUAUUUCGCCAACGCCUGUGGUGGCCGUACAUGCGGACUACGAACCUCCGUGUGGGGGCAGUUGGCGAGCGAGCGGCGGCAAAUCCCGAACAAGAGCCGCACGACACGCGUUGAUCGACUCCUCAUCGGAUCACAACUUGGCGAGAGUUGUAGCCAGAAGCGGUAAUCGUUUACGAAUGUACGAACAUACACCAAUCAAACGUGUGCGACAGGCCUUCAUUCUGUUGAGCGACUUUGCACUCAAAUCAAAACAAAGUCUACAAAAGCUCCAGGAUCAUUGGCUCAUGGAGGGACGAAACCGUAUGGCCGAGCAAUACAUGGAGUUCGAAGAAACGGACAACAGUCUACGAGGGCAUGAGGGAGAGUGUGGCUUGACCUAG
Molecule: messenger RNA, 2997 nt
Organism: Necator americanus (New World hookworm)
Lineage: Eukaryota; Metazoa; Nematoda; Chromadorea; Rhabditida; Ancylostomatidae
Exons: 24
Coding region: 1-2997 (998 amino acids)
Source: RefSeq, a predicted model, not a curated record